AAAAAAAAAAAAAAAACAAAGAAAAAAAAGAAAAGAAAAGCAAAAGAAAACCCUCGUUCCUACUCGCGGCGAAACCCUAAUCGAUCUUCCCUCAAAAAUAAUCGGAGUGAGAGAGAGAGAGAGAGAGAGAAGAGAGCCAUGUCUCACAACCCAUCACAACUUCUUCCUUCAGAGCUGAUCGAUCGGUGCAUUGGAUCGAAGAUUUGGGUGAUAAUGAAGGGGGACAAGGAGCUCGUCGGAACCCUAAGGGGCUUCGACGUCUACGUCAACAUGGUCCUCGAGGACGUCACUGAGUAUGAAAUUACAGCUGAAGGGCGCCGGGUCACCAAGUUAGACCAGAUAUUGCUGAAUGGAAACAACAUUGCCAUCUUGGUCCCUGGUGGUUCUCCUGACCCAGAAUGAACAAGCAAGUGAUUUUUCCAAUGAAUUCUCCACUUCUGAAGCAAUCUGGAGACUGAUGCUGUUUGCUUUCUUGCUAACCUUCAUCUGUUGGGUGUAUUGACCUUAUAUUGGCCAUACACAGCCAGGACGGUCAGCCUUGUAUUGCAUCCGUCUCUAUUAAAGCUCUUUGCUGAGAUUUAAAACUUUUGCUGGUGUAUAUUCUACUGACUGAUAUGAUGAGGUUAAAACGAAGUUAUUAGUUACUUUUCUCCCC
Asparagus officinalis (garden asparagus) is the source of this 655-nucleotide messenger RNA. Its product is annotated as sm-like protein LSM5. NCBI's taxonomy places the organism in Eukaryota, Viridiplantae, Streptophyta, Magnoliopsida, Asparagales, Asparagaceae. Gene Ontology annotation, cellular component: U6 snRNP; Lsm1-7-Pat1 complex; U4/U6 x U5 tri-snRNP complex. The transcript has 4 exons. Gene Ontology annotation, molecular function: RNA binding. Gene Ontology annotation, biological process: mRNA splicing, via spliceosome. Bases 139 to 402 code for a protein of 87 amino acids. The record is from RefSeq and is a predicted model, not a curated record.